This is a messenger RNA of Blepharisma stoltei, 576 nucleotides long. The record is from the annotation of a GenBank genome assembly. NCBI's taxonomy places the organism in Eukaryota, Ciliophora, Heterotrichea, Heterotrichida, Blepharismidae.
AUGGACUGCGAUAUUGUAACUUCAAAUCCAUCUGACUCCCCAUACUCCAAAGCAUCCACAGACUGCUCAUUCCAAACAAUGAGUUUUGAAGAUUUUUUCUCUAGCAGCAACACAUGUGAAGUAUGCAAUCAGUCCUUUGCGUGCUGCAAAGGACUUAAAGACCAUAUAAUUCAAGAAUUUAAUUUGGACAGCGGCGCAGCAGGAUUUUUGGAUCUUGAAUAUGGGGAAGACAGUUUUUCAGACUUAGAAACUAACUGUAACACUCCAGUCGACGCUACUAAAUGUUCAUUUAGCACCCCAAAUUUCCAAGCAGAAAUUUUCUGUCCUAAAUGCUCACAGGUAUGCAAAAGCCUGAAGGGAUUACAGCAACAUAAAGCAAGGGCUCAUGUACAUAGAAAGAAAAAAGUCCAAUGUGAAAAAUGCGAUAAAUGUUUCAAACAUAAGCAUGCCCUGAAAUUUCACGAACGACAGGUUCAUGAAAAAUCAACCAGAGCGGUAUGCGAGUUCUGCGGAGUGUCGAAAUAUAAUAAAUAUAUUUUGGAAAAUCACAUCAAAAAGGCCCACUCAAAUUGCUAA